CAUUAUUAUCAAUUUCCAUUUUGCAUCUUCGUUUCGAUUAAUCUAAUUUUGCUCCAUCUCCCUUUUCCUCCGUCCCUUCGGAACGGGGCGUCAAUUUUCCAAAAGGGCUCGAUUUUACUGGAUGGAAUAGAUUUUAUACAGGGCCGACUGUGGAUGCGAUGCGCAAUAUCGAAUGACAAAGAGAUGUAUGUGGGCACAAAUUAAUUCAGAAAACGCCGAUUCUUCACCCAUUUGGUAGUGUGUCAUCAAAAUGGCAACUUGGUAUCAACAAGAGUGUCCUUUGACUUCACUUUAUUGCCCGCCAACAACUCCUCAAUUUACUCAACUUGCUGAUCUCGGAGAACAGUAUUCGCGUAAAGUGUUUGUUGGAGGUCUUCCUCCUGAUAUAGAUGAAGAAGAAAUAACUGCUAGCUUUAGACGUUUCGGUUCACUAGCAGUCGACUGGCCGCAUAAGGCUGAAAAUAAUUCUUACUUUCCUCCCAAAGGAUAUGCUUUUUUGCUCUUUCAGGAUAAAAAUUCAGUCCAAAACUUAAUUGAUUCUUGUGUUAAGGAAGAUGGUAAAUUAUAUUUAUAUGUAUCAUCUCCCACGAUCAAGGAUAAACCAGUGCAAAUCAGGCCAUGGAAACUUUCCGAUGCCGACUUUGUUCUUGAUGCAACAAUGCUUUUAGACCCUAGAAAAACCGUGUUUGUUGGAGGAGUUCCUAGACCAUUAAAAGCCGUGGAGUUAGCUACAAUAAUGGAAAAAUUGUAUGGUGGUGUAUGUUAUGCUGGGAUUGACACCGAUCCAGACUUAAAAUACCCCAAGGGUGCUGGGAGGGUUGCAUUCAGCAACCAGCAAAGCUAUAUUGCAGCAAUCAAUGGAAGAUAUGUUCAACUCCAGCAUGGAGACAUCGACAAAAGGGUUGAAAUUAAACCCUAUGUUUUGGACGACCAGUUGUGUGAUGAAUGUCAAGGCCAAAAGUGUCUUGGCAAAUUUGCUCCAUUUUUCUGUGCAAAUGUUACUUGCUUACAAUAUUAUUGUGAAAUUUGCUGGUCAACAAUCCAUUCUCGACCUGGAAGGGAAUAUCAUAAGCCACUUGUGAAAGAAACAGCAGACCGUCCGAGAGCAGUAUUUGGUUGGCCGAACCAUUUCAAGGUGCCAUAAAAGUCUUAGAUGAAACAAACGUGAUAAUUUUCAUGGUAGCCUGUUAGCGAAAGUCAUAGUAGUAGCCUAGGGGAUCUAAUUUUUAUGAAUUUAAAACCUUCACAAUUUCUCUCAAACUUUUUUCUUCCACUUAUAUAUUCUAAUUAACACAACUAUUUGAUUUUACAUGUAACUUUCAUGUAUAUGUACGUUUAUUAAUCGUUAUUAAUAUCGAGUUCCUUUAUGAUAUUCUGUUUUUAAUGAAAUUUCUUUUGUGAUUGUAUAGUGUAGAUAAUUUAGGUAAAAAGUGUUAACCUAAUACAAACCCUGUAGUUACCAUGAUGAAACACAAUAUUUAGUGUGUUUUAAAGAAUUUUUUUUACCUCUUAGAAAUUUUUUUAUCAAGGAUCGGUUUUUUUUAGGAAAUUUGUAAACAUUUAACAAUAAUUUUGAUAAAAUAACAAUUUUUUAAAUAAACUUUGUAAUGUAAAAACAAAAUCAAGAACAUCUUACAAUCAACCAAACUUUGUGAUGAGAUGUGUUGAUAAUAGUCUUAACAUUAUUUUUAUAUAAAACUUUUACAUCACAUUUUUAUAUAACUUUUUUUCACUGGUCUGCACAAAUUGCUUUUCUCGAAUAGGUGCAAUGACAAUAUAUUUUUAUACUUUAUAUUAUAUUUGUAAGCAAACCAAAACAAAAAGCAAAAAAAAAUUAACUGAAUUUCAGGCAAUUUAGUAAAAUUAGUACUUCAGAAAGUCUGUUGUCAAUUGCUGAUAAAAGGGGAAUAUCUUUUAUUCAAUAUAUUCUGUCCCCCUCCUUCUAAGUGUUAAAAUAUUUUUAGUCGGUGUAAUUCUUCGAUAUCUAAUUGUAGAAGUGUGAAUUAGUCCCAUCCUACAGUUGUAAUAGUAGAUUUUUUGAUUGAUGCCAAGCAGGAACACAGGAGAUUAACUUUUACUCUAUGAUUUUAAGGAUCCAAUGCAAUAAAAAUAUAAAAAAUG
Molecule: messenger RNA, 2121 nt
Organism: Cimex lectularius (bed bug)
Lineage: Eukaryota; Metazoa; Arthropoda; Insecta; Hemiptera; Cimicidae
Product: cytoplasmic polyadenylation element-binding protein 2-like
Exons: 7
Coding region: 251-1144 (297 amino acids)
Biological process (GO): negative regulation of cytoplasmic translation
Cellular component (GO): synapse; neuron projection; cytoplasm
Molecular function (GO): ribosome binding; mRNA 3'-UTR binding; translation factor activity, RNA binding
Source: RefSeq, a predicted model, not a curated record